CUGAAUGGUUACGCGAACGGCCAGGUGAACGGCCAGGUGAACGGGAAGGUGAACGGCCAGGUGAACGGGAGGGUCAACGGCCCGGUCAAUGGCCAGGUCAAUGGCCAGGUCAAUGGCACGGUCAACGGCCAAGUUAACGGUCAGGUCAACGGCCAAGUCAAUGGCGAUGUCCACGCCCAAGUCAACGGCAAGCCCAACGGCCACGUCAACGGCCAAGUCAACGGCGAAGUCAACGGCCAGGGACCUACGAUGGGGCAGUACGAGUACCCGUUUCCGGACGUGAUGUCAUGGGCGUGGGACGGAGACAGCAGCGCCUGGAGCCACUUCGAGAACGAAAACGCUCCGUCCGGCCAGCAGCGCCUGAGCGACGAUGGGAACGGAAAUGUUGAUGCGCACGAGACAAAGCAUGGUGAGUCCGGCGCCGGCGCCGGCGGGCGCGGAGCGGCUGCUGCUGCUGCUGCUGCUGCUGCUACGGAAGCGGGGAAUGCGGAAGGGGCGCUUGAGGUUGCGCGCGCGGUUGCGCUGCGGGCUGUAGCGCGGAUGGUGGCGGUACUGGCGGUGUUGCGGUCCGCGUUGCCGUAUGGCAGCUGGUGGCGCAUGGAGGGGAACGCGGAGAAGAACAUGGGGUACGAGGCGGCGGCCGGUGAGGGGAAGGGGGAAGGCGGAGCGGGGGCGGCGGAAGCUGAGGGUGUGGGGAGCCUGGGAGAUGCUGGUCGCAAGCUGUGGCGAUUCUGUGCUCCGGAUAAGGGACUGGUGGUGGUGGCGUUCGUCUUUUUGUCGCUUGCCGCGAUAUCGGAGGUGACGAUCCCGCAUCUGCUUGCGUCGACCAUCUUCGCGGCGUCUAACAACAUGGGCGCGCAGUUCGCGCACAACGCCAAGCUGCUCGUCGCGCUCACGCUCGCCUGCGGGGCCUUCAGUGGGCUGCGCUCCUUCUGCUUCACGGUGCUCAACAUGCGCAUGGUGUGCCGCAUGCGAGAGGCACUCUUCUCUACCAUCAUGCACCAGGACGUGAGUUUCUUUGACAAGGAGUCGGUGGGCGACCUCACUUCACGCUUAGGCGCGGACUGCCAGCAGGUGGCGCAGAGCACAGCGGGGGACGUCAACGUGAUGCUGCGCAACGCGCUGCAGGGGGCGGGCGCCAUGUGCUUCCUGCUGCGCCUCUCCUGGCGCAUGGCGCUCAUCUCCGCGGGCCUCUGCGCCCUCAUGUGGUGCUGCCUCGUCGCCUAUGGCAGGUUCCAGAGAGAGAGUGCCCGCCUCAUCCAAGACACUGUUGCAUCCGCCAAUGAGGUGGCAGAGGAGACCAUUUCACUGGCUCGUGUGGUCCGCACUUUUGGCACGGAGCAGCAGGAAGUCAACAGGUACAAGGUGCCACUGCAGCGCCUGCAGCAUGUGGGCCUCAGGCGCUCUGUGGCGUAUGGCAUGUGGAACUUCGGUGGCAACACCAUCUACAAUGCCACUCAGGUCCUCGCUAUAAUCAUGGGAGGCAGUGCAGUGAUGUCGGGCGCCAUCACAGCAGAGCAGCUCACGCAGUUCAUUCUGUAUGCCGAGUGGGUUGUGCACGCCACCUGGUGGGUGGGCGACCACUGGGCGUCCCUCAUGGACUCCCUGGGCGCCUGCAGCCGCGUCUUCCAACUGCUGGACCUGCCAUCCUCACCACAGCUCGCGAAGACACAAGGUUUACAGAUGCCAUGGCUGCAAGGCAAGAUAGAGUUCCGAGAUGUGUCCUUCCGAUACCCAACCCGCCCUGAGGCCUCCGUGCUGUCCCAUGUGAAUCUCACCAUCAAUCCCGGCGAGCUGGUGGCGCUGGUGGGGCUGAGUGGCAGUGGGAAAAGCACUCUCGUGGGGCUGCUGCAGCAGCACUAUGAACCCACACACGGAGAGAUUCUUUUGGACGGUGUUCCUAUAAAGGAGUUUGACACUAAAUGGCUGCGCGGGCAGAUGGGGGUAGUCAGCCAAGAGCCACGUCUCUUCAGCACAGACGUGGCAGCAAACAUUUCGUAUGGCUCAGGCAGCCGAAAAAAGAGCCACGAGGAGAUCACACGCGCGGCCUGCGCGGCCAACGCGCACGAUUUCGUUUCGGAGCUUCCCGAGGGGUACGCGACAGUGGUGGACAACUCGCGGCUGAGCGGCGGGCAGAAGCAAAGAAUCGCGAUUGCCCGGGCGCUGGUUCGUGACCCGAAGAUACUGAUUUUGGAUGAGGCGACGAGUGCGCUGGAUGUGGAAAGUGAGAGGAACGUGCAGGGGGCACUGGAUGAGGCGAUGAAGAGGGGGAAGAAUGGCCGGCGCGAUCGUACCGUCAUUGUGAUUGCACACAGGCUGUCUACGAUCCAGGCAGCAGACCGCAUCGUGGUGAUGGCUCAUGGCAGGAUAACAGAGGUGGGCACACAUGCACAGCUCAUGGCCAAGGGUGGUGAAUACGCAAGGCUGUCCGCCUGUUCCCCAGCAUUUCUCCCCCACCUCUUACCUCUCGCCUUCGUCCCCCUUCCCCGCUCAUACCACCAAACCUCCCCCUUCUUUCAACACACCCCCGCCGCUUCCCCCGAACCGGCGCAAGGGGAGGGGGACGGGGAGGGGGAAGGGGAUGGGGAAAGCGGGCGGGACGGGAGCGCGGACGCAGCUGCUAUGGAACGCCUGGGGCUCUUUCUUUCCAGCCUGCCCGCCGGGCAGUAUGAAGACCGCGGCAGCCCCACGGCCGCGCCUCCGUCCGCCUCGGGGGAGUCCAGCGGCGGAGUUGGGGGUCCCAGCGGAGCGUGGAGCGCGGGAGGCGGAGCGGGAGGCAGCAGCAGCACGGGUACGCACGGGCAGUCGGGUUAUUCCGCCAUGGCCACUGCGGGUUCAGGUGCUACUGGCCCGAGUUACACCAGUCCGGGUAUUCCAGGGGGAGGUUUUACUGGUGCAGGUUUAUCUGGGGCGCGCAGGGCUUCCCCGAAUAACUCCAAGCGGGACCUGCUUCCGCCCCCCGCGGGGGGGCAUAGCGGGGGGGCGGGGGGCGGAGGUGGUAGUGGGGGGAAUCCAUUGGGGGGGAACCCGAUGGCGCGGACGCGGUCGAGCCAGGAACCAGUGCGCCUGGUGCCCCAGAUGGGCAGCGCGGAGGAGAGCGCACAGGCGGGCGCUGCGCCUUCCCCCCUCCCCGCUACUGCAGGCGCGCUGGGGGCGGGACUUAGUGGGGCGGGGGGAGGCAGAGGCGGAGCUGUGUUGGCGCCGUCAUUGAGCUUUGCCAAUGGGGUUGGUUCAGGCAUGGGGGCAGUGGCGGCUGGUGGCGCAGGGGUAGGGGCUGGGACAGGAAUGGGAGCAGGGGCACCCGUAGGGGGUGGGGGAUGUACUGGCUCGGGUACUGGUGCUGCUGGUGGUGCAAGUGGGGCGAAGGAAAAGGAGAGCCUUCGCGUGCAGGCACUGAGUAAUGCCAUUCGGCACAACAGCCACGGCGGGGAGAAGGACAGAGACAGCCAUAGAGACAAGGAACCCCUAGGCCGCUCCACCACUCAGUACUCCGAAGAAGGGGGGUCAGCAGCAGCAGUUGCCGGAUCAGCUGUUGCUGCCACUGCUGGGUUCGGUGGGAGUGCGAGAGGCUUGGGAGGCGGUUUUGCUUCGGACACAGCUUCGGAUACGGCUGCAGGGCAGGUGCAUGGUAUGAGGGAUGGCAGCUUCCCCCCUUCUCCUGCUCCGGAUAAGUCGUGGUAUGCUGUGUCGCCAUUGGUGGAUUUUCACCCGGGGUCCAGCCCGCCGCCCCCUUUCAUGCCCGGGCAGAGUCCGCUGAGAGAUAGUGCUUUCAAGCUGCCCUUGCCUGCUGUGGGAGGGAAUGGGGCAGGUAAUUCCGGGCAUGAGGGGUUAGGGGAGAUUAGAACAGAGGAUGGGCAGAUAGGGGGAGGGGGUACGGGGGAUGGAGAAUUGUCUAUGGAUGGUGGAAAGGGAGUUGCAGCUGAGGGUUCUUCUCACGAGGAGGCUCCUUGUUCCAAGAGUAUGAAUUAG
Messenger RNA from Closterium sp. Naga37s-1, 3969 nucleotides. Lineage: Eukaryota; Viridiplantae; Streptophyta; Zygnematophyceae; Desmidiales; Closteriaceae. The record is from the annotation of a GenBank genome assembly.